AUGGCUUCCUCUGCACUUCCCCAAUCCCUCGACGACGACCUGUGUUCCACCCUUAACCACCAAGAGCAAGAGCAAGAGCAAGAGCAGGAAUUGGGCUCCAACGAAUAUGGCGGAGAUGCGGCGGCGGCGCCGAGCUCCUCCUUGGGUCCGCCGGGCCGGUACCUGAGCGGAGAGGCCCGGGUGGAGCGGGCAUGGGCACACUGGAUGAAACUGGGCCGACCCAAGUUGAUAGUUGCUCCCAUGGUGGAUAAUUCGGAGCUUCCUUUUCGAAUGCUGUGUAGGAAGUACGGAGCCGAGGGUGCUUAUACUCCUAUGUUGCAUUCCAGGAUUUUUACCGAGAAUGAAAAGUACCGUAACCAAGAGUUUACCACUUGUAAGGAGGAUCGCCCAUUGUUUGUCCAGUUUUGUGCAAAUGAUCCCGACAUUUUGUUGGAAGCAGCAAGGAGAGUGGAGCCUUAUUGUGAUUAUGUGGACAUUAAUUUGGGUUGUCCUCAGCGGAUUGCCAAACGAGGGAACUAUGGAGCUUUCCUCAUGGAUAACCUUCCGCUUGUGAAAUCUCUGGUUGAAAAACUUGCUCUUAACCUUCAUGUGCCCGUAUCUUGCAAAAUCCGUUGUUUUCCAAAGUUGGAAGAUACAAUUAGUUAUGCAAAGAUGCUGGAGGAAGCUGGCUGCUCGCUUUUGGCUGUCCACGGUCGAACGAGGGACGAGAAGGAUGGGAAGAAAUUUCGUGCCAAUUGGAAGGCUAUCAAGGCUGUAAAAGAUGCCCUCAGAAUCCCAGUGCUUGCCAACGGGAACAUACGUCAUAUGGAUGAUGUUCGGGACUGCUUGGAAGAGACUGGCACUGAUGGGGUGCUCUCGGCUGAGACUCUCCUCGAGAAUCCAGCUCUCUUUGCUGGAUUCCGGACCGCUGAGUGUGCUGUUGGUGGAGAAGAGAGCAGUGCAGAUGGACAACUAGACCAGGCUGAUUUAUUGGUGGAAUAUUUGAAGCUUUGUGAAAAGUACCCUGUGCCAUGGAGAAUGAUCCGUGCUCACGUUCAUAAGAUGUUGGGAGACUGGUUCAGGAUCCAUCCCGAAGUAAGGCAGGAUCUCAAUGCACAAUCCAAACUAACUUUUGAAUUUCUAUAUGAUUUGGUGGAUCGUCUCAGAAAACUGGGUGUUAGGAUUCCACUUUAUAAAAAAGAAGAGAUCAAUCAUGUCGCCAGAGCUUCACCAAAUGGGUUGGUUAAUUGA
Molecule: messenger RNA, 1230 nt
Organism: Turnera subulata
Lineage: Eukaryota; Viridiplantae; Streptophyta; Magnoliopsida; Malpighiales; Passifloraceae
Source: the annotation of a GenBank genome assembly